This is a messenger RNA of Rhizophagus irregularis DAOM 181602=DAOM 197198, 2053 nucleotides long. Its product is annotated as Putative methionine--tRNA ligase cytoplasmic protein rar1. The record is from RefSeq and is a predicted model, not a curated record. Gene Ontology annotation, biological process: methionyl-tRNA aminoacylation. Gene Ontology annotation, molecular function: methionine-tRNA ligase activity; ATP binding. Gene Ontology annotation, cellular component: cytosol; aminoacyl-tRNA synthetase multienzyme complex. Lineage: Eukaryota; Fungi; Glomeromycota; Glomeromycetes; Glomerales; Glomeraceae.
ACAACUUCAUAGUAUUACGUGAGUACGUGUCGUGAUAUAUACAUUAAAGUUGAUCUAUCAGCUAUUGUUUCCGACAUUUUUAUCGUACUGAAUUAUUAAAGUUUUGAAAAUGUCGACUAAUUCAGUGUCUGAACGAAAAAUAAAUUCUGGUGUGGCUCUUGAAAUUGAAAAAGAAAAAAAUAAGGAGCCUAUUAAGGGAGAAAGAAAUAUUUUGAUUACUAGUGCGUUACCUUAUGUUAAUAAUAUUCCUCAUUUGGGAAAUAUUAUUGGUAGUGUGCUAAGCGCAGACGUGUUUGCUAGAUAUUCUCGUGCACGUCGAUAUAAUACACUUUUUGUAUGUGGUACAGAUGAAUAUGGUACAGCAACAGAAACGAAAGCUCUUGAAGAAGGGACUACUUGUCAAGAGCUUUGUGAUAAAUACAAUGCCAUCCAUAAACAAGUAUAUGAAUGGUUUGAGCUUGAUUUUGAUUAUUUUGGUAGAACUACCACUCGACAACAAACCGAAAUUGCUCAGGAUAUAUUUAUGAAACUUUAUAAAAAUGGAUAUCUUUCUGAAGAUGCCAUGAUACAAUUAUUUUGCGAAAAAUGCCAGAGAUUCCUUGCCGAUCGUUACGUUGAAGGAACUUGCCCAAAAUGUAAUUAUGAGGAUGCUCGAGGAGAUCAAUGUGAUUCUUGUGGACAACUCUUGAAUGCGACUGAAUUAGUUAAUCCACGUUGUAAAUUAGAAGGAAGCACACCAAUUAUGAGAGAAUCUAAACAUAUGUUUUUAGAUUUAGAUACACUGCAAAAAACGGUUGAAGAUUGGGUAAUAAAAACAAGUGUUGAAGGAAAAUGGUCAACUAAUAGUAAAACUAUUACAAAUUCUUGGCUUAAAGAAGGUCUAAAACCUCGUUGUAUUACUAGAGAUCUUAAAUGGGGUACUCCUGUUCCACUUGAAGAAAUGAAAGAAAAAGUAUUUUAUGUCUGGUUCGAUGCUCCGAUUGGUUAUUUAUCUAUUACUGCAAAUUAUACUCCACAUUGGGAAAAAUGGUGGAAGAAUCCUGAUGACGUUAAGUUAUAUCAAUUUAUGGGAAAAGAUAAUGUCCCAUUCCAUACUGUUAUAUUUCCAAGUUCUUUAUUUGGCACAGGCGAAGAUUGGACUUUGUUAUAUCAUAUAAAUACGACAGAAUACUUGAAUUAUGAAAAUACAAAAUUCUCUAAAUCACGCAAUAUUGGCGUUUUUGGUACAGAUGCUAAAGAUACUGGUAUUAAUGUUUCAGUAUGGCGGUAUUAUUUAAUUGCAAGCCGACCAGAAACAAACGAUUCAGUGUUUACGUGGAAGGAAUUCAUUGCAAAAAAUAAUAAUGAAUUACUCGCGAAUUUAGGAAAUUUUGUUAAUAGAGUAAUUAAAUUUUCCGCAUCAAAAUAUAAUAGUAUCGUACCAGAAUUUUCUUAUGACAAAAUUGAAGAAAAAGAAUUUAUAGAAAAUAUUGAUUCUUUAUUAAAAAAUUAUAUUGAAACAUUAGAAAAUGUUAAAUUACGUGCUGGAUUGGAAAUUGCUAUGGAAAUUUCAAGAUUAGGAAAUGGUUAUUUACAAGAAUCAAAACUAGAUAAUUCACUAUUUCAAAAUAAUAUUGAAAAAUGUUCUACAGUUAUUGGUAUUGCCAUUAAUUUAAUUUAUCUUUUAUCUGCCUUAUUUUUCCCUUAUAUGCCUUCCACUACCGAAUCUAUUUGCAGACAAUUAAACGCUCCACUGAGAGAUAUACCUGAUACUUGGACUAUUGAUAUUUUACCUGGACAUAAACUUGGUAAAGCUGAAUAUCUUUUCAAAAAAAUUGAUGAUAAAAAGGAAGAGGAAUAUCUUAAUAGGUAUGGUGGUGGUGAUGGUAAGGUAGCUGAAACAAAAAAGAAGGCAAAAAAAGGGAAGAAUGUGAACACAGUUACUAAUAAUAAAUCUAGUAAAAUAGUUAAUGGUUAAAUUAUAAAUUAGUAUUUUUUUUUUUAUUAGUUUAGCAACAUUAUGUAAAACAUUUCAGAAAUAAAAAGAAAUUAUGAUAUUGACUUCAUGUUUUUU